UGUGUCUGGAGCACAAACAAGUUGAAAGUCCCAUUGAAGCUGGUUUAUCAAACUCAGCAGGACUGUUGGGAAACAGGGCUGUGUCCACGGCGUGCCAACAUUGCUGGAUCCCACCAGUGUCAUUGCUGAACUUUUUCUCCUUCAUCCGAACCUGAAGAACAAGGUGAACAGAGUGAACAUUGCUGGAGGAGGAAAUGUCAGACCACAGCGAGCAGGACUGUAACCUGGAGGACAUUGAGGAGGAUGAGAUCCUGGCGAGCCUCUCUCCGGAGGAGCUCCAGCAGCUCCAGAGGGAGAUGGAGGUUCUGGCCCCAGACGAGGAGGUGCCAGUUGGGAUGAGGCAGAAAGACCAGACAGAGAAACCCCCCUCUGGCUCCUAUGACCACAGGUCUCUGGUGGAUUAUUUGUACUGGGAGAGAGAGUCUAAGCGCAUGCUAGAGGAGGAGAGGGUUCCCACAACCCUUUUACCCAGUCAGAGAAAAAUACAAGAGGAAAUUGAUUAUGAUGGUAGAAAGCCGGAAGAGGAGCUUGUGCAAGAAGAAAUGGAGGAAGAAGUGGCAGAAGAGGAGGCGGAAGAGGUAGAGGUAGACAAGAAGGUGGAAGAAGAAGAACCUAUCAAGAUGGAUAAAAACUGUGCCCCUGAAUGUCCAUCAACAUCUUCAGAGCAGAUUCUUCCUGCCACUAUUCCUGUCCAGGAAGUAUUGCUUCCCCCACCAGAUUUUGCAGAUGUACCAGAGGAGCAGGAGGGGAAGGGUCUGGAUCAAAAUGACACAGUACCGCAAGAAAAUGGUGAUAUGCAUACAAGCAUUGCUCAAUCUGAUAUGGCAACUGCACAUCCUGAAUUGGCUCCCAAGGACCUGAUAAAAGGGGAGAUCCAAAAACAAGAUACAGAGAAAGAGGGGACAAAAAUAACUCCGUUAAAAAUUCCAAAAAAGUUGGCUCUUGGCAACAACUUGAUCAAGUUGACAGCGAGGCCGUCUGGCAAUGAGACAAACUUGGAUAGCACCUUGGGAAAGAUCCGGAACAACAACCCCGCCGUCAAGGACGUCAACCUGAACAACAUAGAGAACAUUCCCAAGGAAAUGCUGGUCGACUACGUCAAUGCCCUGAAGAAGAACAAGCACGUAACAACUUUCAGCAUUGCCAACACUGGUGCCGACGAGAACAUUGCUUUCACGCUAGCUAACAUGCUGAGGGAGAAUCGAAGUAUUACCACCCUGAACAUCGAGUCAAAUUUUAUCACAGGGAAAGGCAUCAUCGCCAUCCUGCGCUGCCUACAGUUCAAUGAGACCCUGAGCGAGCUGCGUUUCCACAACCAGCGACACAUGCUGGGUCACCACGCUGAGAUGGAGGUCGCCCGCCUGCUGAAGGCCAACAACACACUCCUGAAGAUAGGCUACCAUUUUGAGGUGCCGGGACCCAGGAUGGUGGUGACGAACCUGCUGACCAGGAACCUGGACCGACAGAGGCAGCAGAGGCAUGAGGAGCAGAAGCAGCAGCAGCUGAAGGAACAGAGAGAGCUGAUGGAGAUGUACGCCAACUCACUCAACCUUCCAAAGGGAUUGCUGGAGAUGUUGGGAGGGUAUCUGCCACCCAUGGCGUUUGCACCCCAUAAUGCUGGGGAGUCUCCUAAGCAGAGUGCUUCUUCUGCAUCGCCCCCACAACACUACGUGCAGCCAAAGCCUCCCAAACCUUCAAGCCCUCCCGAACCUUCAAGCCCUCAAGAACCUUCAAGCCCUUUUGAGGGCAUCCAGCUGAAGAAGACCCCCAGGCGUAAAAACCCACUCCUGGAUCUGAGCCCCAGGAUGGAGAGAAGAGAGGACAUGGAGAACGUGCAGCUGAGGCAAACGGCAAAGCAAAGAGCACCUGCGGCCGGAGGCCCUUUGGACGAGAGAGCAAACCUGAAGGACGUGAUCAAGACUCUGAAGCCAGUGCCCCGCCGGCGACAGCCGCCCAAGGUGGACCUCACACCGAGAGACCAGCUGCUCAGCCAGAUCCGGCACAGCAACAUCGCCUACCUGAAAGCCGUACCACUUCCCAAAGAACUGGAAUCCAGCGAAACAGAUCUCUUCUGAAGAAUCGGCAUUGAACAUUAAGUGACUAACACCAAGGCCUGAAGUAUUAGCUGAAGAAUAAGUAAAUCCCCUCUGACGCAGCAGCAAUAAGUAAAUCCCCUGUGACUACCUUGCUGAAUAAUGAGGAAAUUAUAGUACAGUACCUGCACACUCUAAAACAUGCUGGUUUGAAAAUAACCCAAAUUGGGUAGUUUCUGACCCAACUGCUGAGUAAAUAGGACCACCUUUAACCCAACCAUUUAACCCAAAACAUUGGAUUAUAUUAACUACACCCAUAUGUAAAAUACAUGUUUAGUAUGUUUUGCUAAAUGAAAUGUAAUGAAACAUUAAUUUGUGUAUGGCCCAUUUUAUAUAGUGACAUAUGAGAAAGGUUUGUUAUAUUAUGUCUGUAUGACAUAUACAAUUCUUAUGACCUUAUAAUUGUGAAGUGCCUUAUAUGUUACUUGUGAAUUUGUGUCACAUUUAUACAAUCAGUGACCACUUUAUUAGGUAGACCUGUACACCAGCUUGUGAAUGCAAAUAUUUAUUCAUGUGGUAGCAAGUAAACGCAUAAAAGCAUGCGGAUGUGGUCAAGAGGUUCAGUUGUUUUUCAGACAAAAUGUCAGAAUGGGGAAGAAAUGUGAUGUAACUUACUGUCACCAUAGAAUGAUUGUUGGGGCCAGACAGGGUGGUUUGAGUAUCUCAGAUACUGCUGAUCUCCUUGGAUUUCGCAAAGAAUGGUGCGAACAACAAAAAAUAUCCAGUGAGUGGCAGUUCUGUGGGCAGAAACACAUUGUUAAUGAGAGAGGUCAGACUGGUCUUUGGAAGGUGUUACGCAUUGGAAUAGUGGUAUGCAGAAGAGUAUCUCUGAGCACACGAUGCAUCAGACCACUAAGUGGAUAGGCUACAGCAGUAGCUGUACAAAAAUAAGUCUAAUAAAUAUCUAAUAAAGUGCUCACUGAGUGUAUAUGCCAGUUCUAUAACACCUAUGUAUUUAAAGUAUAUAUAUAUUGUGUAUAUUCCUGUAUGUUCUUCUUUUUGUUUACACAUUUUGCACAUGGGUACAUAUAAAAGGUACCAAAAUCAUGCAAAAAUAAAUGUUUUCUAUUUAGUAAAUCAUACUAAUCAGCAUAUAUCAUUUUUACAAUAAACAAGAAAAUGUUAUAUCAAAAUAUAUAGUUUAUUCAAGUUAUCCCAUAAGGACAAAAACGUUAAAUUGAUUUCCUCCAGGUACAUGUUGCUGGAUUCAAGCAUAUUUGCUAAUGCUUAACAUCUUGAGGGUAUUUUGACCAGUUAGCUGCUGAAAGGUAAUACAAAAAAGCAGGCAUGUAAAUCAAUAAAAUUUAUUCAAUUCCAGAAUCAAAUUAACCUUUCAUGUAGUUCAUUUCCAUAUUAAAAGGAGGGUCCUUUUUAGCAUCAUUAGGUCUGCUGGUUGACUUUUAUUAUGUAUUUUACAGAAAACACUCUACAUGGUCAUGUAAUAUAAUGACACACUUACUGAUUAUCUACUGAAUAUUAUUAUCUCUGUAGCAUUCAAUUCAUUGCAAGUAAUGUAGCCAAGUUAGAGGUGGUGGACUUCAUAGCCUACAUUCAUAAGCUGCAUGCUAAUUAACAUAAAACAUUCACACACUUGAGAACCUUGUUGUUGUUACAGAGGAUGAUAUUAGGAAUACAUUUCGGGUGAAUUGAAAUACAAAACUUUUUUCUUUUUAAAAUGAAUUCCGCCACCAAGAGGGGCUUGGGCGGUCAGCUCAUUUUAUUAUUUAACACAUUCUCUUCCUGCCUUUUUAUAUACAUACACACAUGUUUAGAGAGGGGGAACAAAAAAAAAAAGAACUUUAAAAAAAUAUUGUAUGUGCUCCCUCUCCUUCAACACGAUUGAGGUGGAGGUGAAAUAAAUGACAGUUAACAGUAAACCCUGCUGGUUAACUGAUCAACGGUUAACAGUAAACCCUGCUGGUUAACUGAGUGACGGUUAACAGUAAACCCUGCUGGUUAACUGAGCGAAGGGUAACCAGCAGGGAUCCCCUUUUAUCAACAGCAUAUCGGUUUACCUGCAACCAGUGACCAGCAGCUACUUCCUCACUCUGUACUUGCUUCCUGGGUUCAAAUCAUUGGAUUAAAAUGAUUGAAAAAAAACUUGAAUCACAAAAGCACAUUGUUUACAUUAUAGGUCUACUAUUUGACAUGGUUAAAAAUACUACAUUUGUAAUUGUGAUCAAAUGUAUACUUAAAGAUAUUUUGGUUUCCAUAGCUAUAUUUCACAAUUUGCUGCUUAACUUGCUGCCUUGAACUUUAUAUAUACUAUAGUUAUAGCCCAUCUGGUAAUUACAUGAUGCCUUGGGAACUAUGAGAAUCAAUGACUAUGCGAUGGAGAGUGCAUGCUAUGGUUAUGCAUGUGAAUAGACAGGCAGGAUAAAGGUAUUUUUGGCAGCUGCACUGGCUGACUCAGCCUUUGUGGUUAAACCAAAUAACCCAAAAGCCAUUGCAACACAGAAUACUUACCCAGCGGAUUUAACCCAGCAUUUGGUUUGACAAAAAAACAGCAUAUGGCAUGUUAGUGUGCAAUAGUUGAAGAAUGAGCAAAUGACCUGUAACCCAGCACCUGCCAUAUCUGAAGAUGAAGUAAAAUCCCCUGUGCUUGGCAAGAGACCUGAAGGAGCACCAUACAAAUAUCAGCAGGGCCAUCGGUCACUCUCCGGUCCUAGAGGGGAUAACAGCUGUUUCAAAUUAAUCUUUAGUGGAGCACCUGUUUCAUCUUUAGUGCAGCUUAUUUAAAGUAGUUCUUACAAAUCUUUGAAGUGACUUUCAUUGGUUUUACAUUUUUCAAAUCCUAAAGCUUUGUCCGCCCCCAAUAAAAAGCUAUACUUGAACAGAUAACCAAAAAGAAUCCUAAGGGAAGCGUUGCUUUAGUAACAGUAACAGACAGUAAAACUGCUGGCCGGUUUGGGUUCAGCGCCUUUCAGAGUGCCAUUGGAUGUUCAUAGUGUGGAGAUGUUCAUAGUGUGGAGAUGUUCAUAGUGUGGAGAUGUUCAUAGUGUGGAGAUGUUCAUAGUGUGGAGAUGGCUGCAGUAGGAAAAAGACUGGGUGCCCUAUAGGAAGAGAACUUACCGGCUGGUGCAUACUUGACUUACACACUUUAAUUCAACUGUUCCCAUAGAAAUGAUGUUGGAUGUAUGUUGCUCUUUAUUGGAACAUUAGAACAUUUGCAUAAAUGACUAUUUUAACCAAAUACAAAUACCCUGAAAGAGAGCAGUCAAAAGAUCUAAUGCCCUAAUCCCAGUGGCUCCCAAACUCCUGUCCUGGGCCUGUACGCCUGUUUUCCUUCCAAACAUAGUUGCAAACUUUUAGGAGUUUUCAGAGUUUUUAAGCAAUUGAAAUACAGCCUUUCUUUUCUUUUUUUGUUUUAUGACUAAUAAAACAAAAACUUUUUUUUAAUAACUAAAAUUAGAUUUUAAAUGACAGACAGGCCUGGAGUAAUCAACAUUUGCACUUAGCUUUGACUUCCAGUGAACAUUGCACUUUUGGUCACUUUUAGUCAUUGCGUUUCAUUGUUAGUCAAAGGUUAAGGAGAAAUGUUGAUUAAAUAUCAAGACUACUUUCGGUCUGAACCAAAAAAAAAAACAUGAGUUGAACAUCAGUUCAACAAGAAAGCAAAAGUGAAUUGUGUUAAAAAAAUUUAAAUACUCUGGUAGGAAUAGGGUCCACAGGACUGAGUUUGGGAACCACAGACUUCACCUGGUCCACAAGGUCAAAUGUACAGUACAGUUACAGGCUGACUGGCCAAUUGAACAUGGUGUAAAACUGCCAGCCACAUUCCCUAUUACACCUUAUCAAGAUCCGGAUUAGAAAAGACAUUCAGUGCAUUCAGAAAGUUCUCAAACCCAUUAAUUAUUUUUUGUUUUAUUUUAAAGUUAUAAAAUAUAUUUGAAUGUGAUGUGCUUAGAAGUAACUAUACAUAAUGAAAAAAUUAAAAACCUAAAUUCCACCAGUUGUCCUCCAUUUUCUUCAGACAUUUUCUUCAAAGACACAUCCUAUUACCCCUUUCUCUCUGGAAUCUCCCUGUCAGUUGUUCUUGCUGAUUCCAGAAGUACUGUAUGUCAAGGACUCCAAAAGCCACUUUGAGGGAUGUACCACAUUGUUAAAGGCAUGAAUUAUUUUGAUGUGAAUGUCUUCACUCUUCAUGUUUUAUAAUCAAUACUGAGAAAACUGGUCAAAUGUUUUGUUAUAUUGAUUAAAUUCAUACUGAAAUUGAA
Conger conger (European conger) is the source of this 6310-nucleotide messenger RNA. RefSeq names its product leiomodin 3 (fetal) (gene lmod3). Gene Ontology annotation, molecular function: tropomyosin binding. NCBI's taxonomy places the organism in Eukaryota, Metazoa, Chordata, Actinopteri, Anguilliformes, Congridae. The transcript has 3 exons. The record is from RefSeq and is a predicted model, not a curated record. Gene Ontology annotation, cellular component: striated muscle thin filament; myofibril. Gene Ontology annotation, biological process: muscle contraction; pointed-end actin filament capping; myofibril assembly. Bases 195 to 2075 code for a protein of 626 amino acids.